This is a messenger RNA of Temnothorax curvispinosus, 3784 nucleotides long. It is a transcript of the gene Cnb, whose product is annotated as centriolin-like. The transcript is spliced from 8 exons. Gene Ontology annotation, biological process: centriole replication; centrosome separation; mitotic cytokinetic process. NCBI's taxonomy places the organism in Eukaryota, Metazoa, Arthropoda, Insecta, Hymenoptera, Formicidae. Gene Ontology annotation, cellular component: centriole; centrosome. The coding region runs from base 353 to 3607 and encodes 1084 amino acids. The record is from RefSeq and is a predicted model, not a curated record.
GUGUCAUUCAAGCUUGUUUACAAAAUUUCGGAGCUGUGUAUAUCUUGGCGAUCGACGCAGCUCGUUGGCGGCUGACUGGAAAUGAUUAAUCGCCAUUUAUAAACGCUACUCGGACACAUAAUAUACGCUUCGUAUUGCCUACCCUACCUUUAUACGUAGACACACGCGGUGCGGGGAAAUUGGACCUAACCUAACUGGUUUGCGGCACGUCCCGCGGGCUACUUCUCCGCUGUAUAGUGUAUACAAACAUCAAUGACAGAACGCUUUGCGAGCGUUCUGCAAAUAUCGACUGGCCCGUGGUAGUCGCUUAACAAUUCGCCACCGCUCGCAGGACGACUUGUUUAGAUGGAUAAUGAGCGAGUCCGAUGACACGGAUGUCCUGCUCCUGAUCCCGCCCGAUAUAUUCCACGUGCCGUCUUCCGAUUCCGACACCUCGAGCGAUCGCGCAUCCCGAACGGAUUGCGGCGGCGGUGGUGUUAUUUCGGAGCUGGUGGGACAUAUGCAAUCGUUGGAGUCCCGAAUCACCGCGAUCGAGUCCAGGGACAAUAGCCUGGACAUUUCCGCGCCCAGCAGUUUGCUUAACGACUCUCAACCGGUCUACGGCAGCGCGUCCUACCCUGCUUAUCAACGGCAGACCCUACCUAGAACUAGAUUCUCCGUAAGUCAAGGCGCUAGCUUGCAAAAUACCCCCGUGAAGCCGCGUAAAUCUCUGUCCGUUCCUUCCACCCCCAAUGGCUACUCGUCGCAGAGCUGUACUAACUUCCCGAAGAGAGACGUGAGGUCUGGGUGCCACCUAACGACAGUUGAUACCUCUCAUUCGACUAAUACUAAUAAUCUCACUCGGACCAAGCAUGACGCUCUAACUUCGUACUCCGAUUCCUUUGCGGUGCCUCCUGCUUCCUGUGGUACUGGGCUCUCGCAUGCCACUGUCAUGUCUACGAAGGACUCCUGCUUGUCUCUUCGAGCGAAUGAUCGUAUGAGUUACUUGUCUUGCAAACCCCACGAUUCCCCGCCAUCAGCAAUACCCGUGUCAAAUUCAUCUAAUGCAUCGAUAGGUCAGCUGCUGCAUACCCGUUCUAGAAUAGUGCAGGAGAUGGAACUGUCGGAGGUUGACGAGUUGCUCCAAGAGAUGGAAGCUACCGAAUUAGAAUUAUCGAAAAGAAUAAAUAACACUGGCGGAUAUCAGUAUCGCAAUGAGCCACUUCAUCCAAUGUCAUCGACGCAAACUGAUAACGCAAGCGGUCAAGAAAGAGAAGCGCAAUAUAAGCUUGGUGCGCGUCGAAAAUCAGAUUUCCAAUGGGAGAACAAAGACGCCCAACUUACCGAUGCUUUGUCAGCCUUUUCUCAAAAGAAAGCAAACGACGCAUUCCCCGAUAUAUCAUUGCCAUAUGAUGAUUCAUUCCAACCAAGUGAGACUGACAAAAUAAUUUCUGGAUUUAAGACAUGGGAACGGAACCUUCAGCAGCCUGUUAUAAAAUCAAAUGGAUAUACGAUGGGAAAUGUAAAAAAUAUAGAUCAUUUGUUUAAUGUAUCAGCCACAAUUGACGGCGCUAAACCAAAAGAAUCAGUGGCAGAAUCAAACGUUCUAAUGACAGAUGAGGCAGAUGCAAGCGGUGUAUAUAUUCAACCAAAAUCUUCCAUUGCAAAUACAGGUCCUAUAUCACAUAUCAAUGAAUCAGCCAAGUUUUCUGGUAUGAUGCCGUCGAAGACCGUACAAUGUAGUAACACGGAACCUUUAAAUCUUUGUAAAAUAUCACAGCAUAAUGAAACUUUAUAUGAUAAAGAAAGAUCUGAUUUUGGUAAAAGUACCGUGCACGUUGGAACAAAUACAGAUCUUAAUUUAAGGAAGUGUCAACGAUUUUUAUCACUUUCGGAUUUCUGGGAAUCUAAUCCAGCUAGAUCGCAAGAAGAAACUCUUAGAAUCAAAAUAGAAGAGGAGAAAUUCCGUAGAGAGCAUUGCGAGCAUCUGAUUCAAGAACUUCAGAAACGUUUGCUGGAACAACAGGAAAAAGUCGCGGUAGCAGUUAGAGUCGACAAUGAAAAAAAUGUCUUGAUAUCUCAAUUCCAUACAUCUUGGUCUAAAUUAAAGCAACAAGUCGAAAUAUUAAAGGUUGAGCAUAAAAAUUCUCAAACUAAUUUGCAAAGCAUCACGGAAAAACAUCAGUCUGAGAUAUCGGAAUUUCAAACUCAAGUCAAACGGCUGGAAGGAGAAUUAUCGAAAGCUUUAGACUUGGCGGCUGGAUAUAAAGAGAAGAGUGACACUAUGAUCAAAGAGAAGAUUGAUCUACUAAAAAUUCAUGCAGAUGAAUUAGAAAAUUACAAAUCACUAGUUCAAGAAGCAGAAGAUAGAUGUGAACAAAUGAAGACGGAAUUCAACACGUUGUUGGCGAAGAAUCAACAAAAUGAAGCGGCAUUAAAAACUAUUCAAUCGGAAUUGAAUAAAGAACGCUUGAGGGGAGGCGAAGUGCGAAGUGAGAUGGGUGUCAUUCAUAAAGCACUAGAUGCUUGUGAAGCCGAGUUGAUAGUGCUCAGGCAAGAAAAAGAAAAUUUACAACUUAAACUCAAAGAAGAGAUAAAUAGAAAUUCUAUUUUAGAACAGAAGAAUUCAUCGUUGCUCGUAUCUAUUGACGACGCUAAGAGAUCAGAAAAAUUAGCCAAGGAUGAAACCAAGUCUGUUGCAGAACAGAAGGAAAAGAUCAGAGCAGAAUUACAAGAGGUUUACCAGAAGCAAGUUGACGAGGUGGUGAAAGCAAAAUUACAAGAAUUUCAAACGCAACUUGAUAAUGCCGAGUCAGAAUUUUUAGAGGAAUUGAAAACAAGGCAACAAGUUAUAGCUGAAUGUGCUGCUAGGAAGAUAAAGGAUGUUAUCGAUAAACACCGUUUGGAAAUAAACUUGCUGGAGGAAAAACAUAAAGAGGAAAAACGAUUAUGCGAAUUACAAUUAGCUCAAGCUUUACAGAGAUCGUCUAUGCUCGAAACACACUUGAAUUCUCAACGCGCAGCGAAAUCUCAACUUGCGGAGCAAUUACAUUCCGUUAUGCAAAAGCAAUGGCAACAGGCUCUGCAUAUUAUAUCAGGCAGUAAUAUGGAUAAUACUUCCUUGAUUCAAAAAAUUCACACAGACAAAUAUUUUGAUUCUAAAUAUCCUAAAAAAUCUGAAUCAAUGCCAAAUUGUUAUACUAAACUUUCUCAAGAACCAAUAAAACGUACUAUGCCGUUAGAAACACAUAAUUUGAUCAGUGCACCACCUCUUGAAGAUCAAAAUGAAAGCGUGAUAACUAUGAAUUCCAUCGAAAAUACUCCGUUAGUCAGUGGAAAUGAAUCGAAGGAUGACCUUCGAAAAUAUGUGAAAAUGAUUACAGAAAUGCAGCUAGCAAAGGAAGACAGAGAUCCAAAACCAAGGAGCAGCAUUUCGAGUCCACCAUUGGAAUGCAGAGAGGUACCGCGGAAACAUUACUUAAAAAAGGAAUUGAGUAUGAUGAGUGAGGAUAGCGUCACGUGGCAACCAAGUCCCGAGAAUAUAUACGAUGUUAGUGGACAUAUGUCUCUUCCGCAAAAAAUGCUUUCAAAAAUAGAUCAGCAGAAAAACAAGCCCCCUUGGAAAUGAUAUAUAACAUAUAAUGAUGACGAUACUGAAGGCGUGGACGAGCUUGAUUAUGCUAGUUUAACUUGAUACAGUGUACUUAAUUAGCAGUAAAAUAAGUUUUAUAUGGAACAAAUACCAAUAUCUAUUUUUCAGCAAAAAGAAAAUUUAAUAAAUAAGAUCUUUUAUAUAUUGCAUUAA